Nicotiana attenuata is the source of this 1838-nucleotide messenger RNA. RefSeq names its product delta(8)-fatty-acid desaturase-like. Gene Ontology annotation, cellular component: membrane. Lineage: Eukaryota; Viridiplantae; Streptophyta; Magnoliopsida; Solanales; Solanaceae. Gene Ontology annotation, biological process: lipid metabolic process. The coding region runs from base 353 to 1672 and encodes 439 amino acids. The transcript has 2 exons. The record is from RefSeq and is a predicted model, not a curated record. Gene Ontology annotation, molecular function: oxidoreductase activity, acting on paired donors, with oxidation of a pair of donors resulting in the reduction of molecular oxygen to two molecules of water.
UCUCUCUAUUAUCACAAUUCUUCUUUCCUUAAUCAAAACUAACUUCCAAAAGCCUUUAAAAAGCAAAUAAUAACAAUAGAUAAACGUUCAAAUAUCUUUUCUUUAUUUACUAUUUUCUUUCUUAAAAGAAAAUCAAACGUCCUGAAGUGUUUACAACAUCUUUAGGGUUGUUCUAAUCAUCAAGAAAAACCACCCCUUGAUUUCCAUUUUUAUCCUUUUGUUUGAUCAUAUAUUAUAAGGGGUUGGUUUGUUAUUGAUGGUUAGAUCUUUUUUUAUGCUUUUUUAAAAUCUUGUUUAAUAUAUUCAUAUAUAUAUAUAUCUGGUUGAUUAUUUGUUUGUUUAAUUUAUCAACAUGAGUGAUGAAAAGAAGUACAUUAUGGUUGAGGAGUUAAAGAAACAUAACAAGGAAGAUGAUUUGUGGAUUUCAAUUCAAGGGAAAGUUUAUAAUGUAACAGAUUGGGUGAAAGAACAUCCUGGUGGUGAUAUUCCUAUUCGUAGUUUGGCUGGACAAGAAGCAACUGAUGCAUUCAUUGCUUUUCAUCCAGGUACUGCUUGGAAAUAUCUUGACAAAUUCUUUACUGGAUAUUAUCUUCAAGAUUACCAAGUUUCAGAGGUGUCUAAAGAUUACAGGAAUCUCUGUACUGAAUUUGCAAAAGCUGGAAUGUUUGAAAAGAAAGGACAUGGGGUGAUUUAUUCCUUAUGUUUUGUGACAUUGUUGCUUUCAAUGAGUUUCUCUGGUGUUCUUUUGAGUAACAAUUUCUGGAUUCACAUGUUUUCUGGUGCACUAUUGGGACUUUCUUGGAUGCAAAUCUCUUACUUAGGUCAUGAUUCUGGGCAUUACUUAAUCAUGACAACUCGCGGAUUCAACAAAUUAGCACAGAUUCUUACUGGCAAUUGUCUCACUGGAAUUAGCAUUGCUUGGUGGAAAUGGACUCAUAACGCGCACCAUGUCGCGUGCAAUAGUCUUGAUCAUGACCCUGAUCUUCAACACUUGCCAGUUUUCGCUGUCUCUUCAACGUUUUUCAAAUCGUUGAAUUCUUACUUUUAUGGAAGAGAACUCACAUUUGAUUCCGCGGCUAAAUUUUUCGUGAGUUAUCAACAUUUUACAUACUAUCCUAUCAUGUGUGUGGCAAGAGUGAAUCUAUUUGUCCAAACAUUAUUGCUAUUAUUCUCAAAGAGGAAAGUGCCAGAUAGAGGUUUAAACAUAUUGGGAAUUCUUGUUUUUUGGACUUGGUUUCCUCUUCUUGUUAGCACAUUGCCUAAUUGGACAGAAAGGGUGUUAUUUGUGCUAAUAAGUUUCUGUGUAACAUCACUACAACACAUUCAAUUUACACUUAACCAUUUUGCUGCUGAUGUUUAUGUUGGACAACCAGAAGGGAAUGAUUGGUUUGAGAAACAAACAAGUGGAACUAUCGAUAUCGCGUGUUCUUCUUGGAUGGAUUGGUUCUAUGGAGGAUUGCAGUUUCAACUUGAACAUCAUUUGUUUCCAAGAUUGCCUAGAUGCCAUUUAAGGAAAGUGUCUCCAAUUGUUCAAGAUUUAUGCAAAAAACAUAAUUUGCCAUAUAGGAGUUUGUCAUUUUAUGAGGCUAAUGUUUGGACAAUAAGGACUCUUAAAACAGCAGCAAUGCAAGCUAGAGGUCUGCUUUGGGAAGCUGUUAAUACUCAUGGCUAAAUUCUGGAUUUGGAGAUUGUUUGUAGUAAUAAGUACUGUGUUAUUAAGUAAUGUGUCUAUUUUAAUUUAUGUUGUUGGACUGAAACAGGGAGAAGAUGAUUGUUGUUUCUUUGUACUUUGUAUUUUUAGCUAUGUUGAUAUGGGAUUUUGUUUUAAGCACUCUUUA